Molecule: messenger RNA, 3014 nt
Organism: Melanotaenia boesemani (Boeseman's rainbowfish)
Lineage: Eukaryota; Metazoa; Chordata; Actinopteri; Atheriniformes; Melanotaeniidae
Gene: uimc1
Product: ubiquitin interaction motif containing 1
Exons: 20
Coding region: 199-2880 (893 amino acids)
Biological process (GO): double-strand break repair; positive regulation of DNA repair
Cellular component (GO): BRCA1-A complex
Molecular function (GO): K63-linked polyubiquitin modification-dependent protein binding; histone binding
Source: RefSeq, a predicted model, not a curated record
GAGCUAUCAUCAUUACGUCUGACGACAAGGAGAGAGAGACGCUUGAGGGAGAAGGAAAACAAGUCUCAAACCCAAAGAGAUGACGGAGGAGGACAUGAUGGACUUGGCUCUGCGUCUGAGCGAACAGGAAGCCAGCGUCACGGCGCUCCGACAGCAGCAAAGGAGGGAGGCCAUGAUAAAAAGCAAAUCCAGGAGAGUAUGGGCGGAGAGACACAGUCAAGUCAAACUCUGCUCACUGACACAUCUCUCAGGCUCGGCUCUCGACGGAAACUUUCAUACCCCAAUGGGAAUAAGCCGUCGGCUGUUGAUGACGAAGCCUCAAAGGACGACUGUAUGUCUGAGACAAACCACAAGACAGGAACAGAAGGAGCUGGAGAAGGAAAUCCGAAAAGGAGCAAAAAGCAGAAAAGGAGAGCAGCAAGUCCUCUGCAGGAGAUGCCAGACUUGUCCCAGACUCAGGAAAUCUCCUCUCAGAUUUCACCCAGCAGAUCCGAGUCUUCCUCAGUUUGUCUGGACUCCCCGCAGAGCUCUGACUCGACCCUGGUCGAAGACUCGCAGCUCCAGAAGUCUCCCAUCUUCCCGCUGACCGGCUGCAGAGCUGCGGUUCAAGUGGACCGACUGAACCAGGACCUGGUGGAAACCUGCAGAAACUCAGGCUUUGUGUUAUGCUCCCAGAACAGUUGGACAUGGACUCAAAAGUCUGCUCAACCCAAGAGCCCCACAUUUCCCCAAAGUGACCUCCCAUCACGACCUAAAAGUCCCAUAUCCAUAGAUGUAGACCAGGAAGGCGACAGAGAGGCGGAGUUGAGCCCUCAAUUUGUGAAGAGUCCCUUAUUCAGCAGCAAUACUCAGCAAGAGCAGAGGUUUCCAAGUGCCUACAAACACCAAAACGCACAGUUCAUCUUCUCUUCUCAGGAGACUUUAAGCCCGUCUAUAAAGACUGGUUCCAGUUCCCCCAACAGCCCGGUGUUCCCUAAAAGCCCUGGUCCCUCCAACAAACUCCCUCUUUCAGAUCAGUUAGGGUUCUCUGACAGUCCUUCCCAAGGGCAGAGAGAUCCGAGUCAGGAUCGAUCUACGAGUCCAGUGUUCGGCCUGACUGCUGCACAGCAGAGGAUUCACACUGAGGGUCCAUCUGACGACAGGAAGGACACAAAGUCUGACGAUCUGAACACAGUCAUGUAUUUACCUGAGUCAGAGGAGCUGAAUGAGAAAUCCAGAGACUGGAACUCAGCUGAGACAGAGCUGACGAGCGAUAUGACACUGGUCUGGUCAGACGAGGACGAUGUCGUGCCGGUGGGCUUUCCCAGUCCCGUCUUCCCUGGAGAGCGACCCAUUCAUCAGGCAGCCUCCCAGAACCACCUGACCUCUCCAGGACCAACCAGGCUGCAGCAAAGCCUGAAUCGUCAGACGCCGCUUCUGGGAACGUUCGGUGAUCAGAGCAGCUCCGACAAACUUGCUCCACCUGGAACUUCUUCCUCCUCUAAGUUCACAAGCCGACGGCAGCGCCGAGAACUAACCCAGGAGGCGGCUGGCAGGGUGUCACCCCCACUGGUGGAGCCUUCAUGUGGGCAGGUGGUGCGAUACUACUGGGGGGUUCCCUUUUGUCCGCGAGGCUUGGACCCAGACACCUACACACAGGUGAUCAUGACUCAGAUGGAGGUUUACGAGAAGAGUCUGAAGCAGGCUCAGAGAUGUCUGCUGAGGAAAGCUGAGUGGGGGGAGGCCGUCCUGCCGCAGCCAGAGAAAUCCCCAUCCCCCGAAGUGCCGGCUGGUUCCCCUCAACAUCACAUUCCUCGGAGAAGAGGCCUCAGACUGAGAGGCAGGAGAACAAAGGAAGCAGCUGAUUCCUUUCCAGCCGAGGCCAAAGAAGUAGAAGACAGGGAGGACGAAGAGGAGCUGCAACACGAAAAGGAAGAAGAGAAGAAUGAGGGCGAUGAGGAGCAGAUGAAUACGGAUGACUGUGAGGUUUGUCCAGAGACGCAGCUGAGCAACAACAACAGCCCACAGGAUCUGAUGAUGGAGUCCGAAGCUGAAGCUGAGAUUUCUUUGCAGCCUCCAACUACAAGUUCUGAGCUGCCUGAGAUCGAGUUGAUCCUCCGAGAGGAUGCUCCAGCUGGUGAAGAGCCACAGGAGGAGGAGGCGGAUGCUUCGGUGGAUGAAAGGAUGGAGAUAAAUGUCGCUGGCUGCAGUGCUGAUUCUGGAGGAAGAAACGAGGAAGAAAAGAACAGGAGGGGUCCACAUGUGGAGGAGGUGAAGGACGGAGGUCCUCAAAGGUCGACCUCUCCUGAGCUGGAACCUGCCGUCGUCCCUGAAAGUCCAAAAGCCUCCAUCGACUGCCCCAUCUGUCAGGCAUCCUUCCCUGCAAAUGAGAUUGAGAUGCAUGCGGCAUACUGUGACGGAGAAGUGGCCGUUGUGGACGAACGGAGGCCUGAAAAGUCUCUGAAGCCUCGGAGGAAGAGAUGGAGGAGAGCCGAAGGAACAGCUGCAGAAACAAACCAGCCCUCUAACACCAGCAGGAACCAAGAGAAGUGUUACAUCUGUCAGAAAACUGUUCCUCUGAGAGACUACAACCGACACACGGAGCUCUGCAUCCAGCGCCGAGCCCCCAGAUCUGCAGCAAGGGGAAAUCUGCUGUCAGCGCUGGAGCAAACAGAAAGCAGGAAUUCAGAUGCCAGACCGUCUGGAUCCAGAGUCCAGCCAGAAGAUGUUAUUGAUCUGAGGGAUGAUGAUGAUGAUGAUGAUGAAGAGGAGGCUACUUCAGCGUUUAGGAUCAGUAACUCUCCCAUCAGAUCCUUCACUCCCAUCUCCGAGGCUACCGACUGCCUCAUCGACUUCAAAAAACACCAGCAAGCCAAGAAGCCGAGCCAAAGACGAAGAUGAAGACAACGACGACAUCGUGAAGCGUGCCAGAGCUUCGACUAAAAACCCGAAGACUCAGCAGGUCAACGGGAUGUUGUACUUGAAGUUCAGCACCAUCAUCAUGACGCCACCUUCUGGAUAUUUAUGCAGACAAA